Trifolium pratense (red clover) is the source of this 1104-nucleotide messenger RNA. RefSeq lists its product as uncharacterized. NCBI's taxonomy places the organism in Eukaryota, Viridiplantae, Streptophyta, Magnoliopsida, Fabales, Fabaceae. The transcript has a single exon. The record is from RefSeq and is a predicted model, not a curated record. The coding region runs from base 1 to 1104 and encodes 367 amino acids.
AUGAAUUCCUGGAGGGGAAGAGCAUUGUCUAAGGCCGGGAAGGAGGUUAUGAUAAAAUCUGUGCUUCAAGCCAUUCCAUCAUAUGUUAUGAGUAUGUUUAUCCUUCCUACCUCACUCAUUGACGAUAUUGAGAAAAUGUUGAAUGCCUUUUGGUGGGGAGGCGGAGGUAACAACAAUAAAGGGAUCCACUGGUUAGCUUGGGACAGACUUGCAUGCCCUAAGGCGAAGGGUGGUUUAGGCUUUUGUAAUUUUGAAGCGUUCAAUAUGGCUAUGGUGGCUAAACAAGCAUGGAACAUCAUUCAAAAUUUGGACUCGUUGGCGGCUAAACUAGUUAAAGCAAGGUACUUCCCACACUCAUCGUUACUCGAAGCAUCUUUGGGUUAUAAUCCUAGCUUUGCGUGGCGAAGUAUUUGGAAGGCUAGACAAAUUCUUUUAUGUGGGUGUAGGUGGCGGAUUGGUAGUGGCGACAGAAUCCGUGUUAUGUAUGAUCCAUGGCUGCGUGGAAAGGGUGAUCGCUGGGUGUCCUCACCUCAAGUGGAAGAUGUGUAUCAUUUAGUUGUUAAAGACUUGUUACUUGAGAACUAUAAAGCGUGGGAUAUAGCUACGAUUCGUAACUUGUUUACAGGCCAGGUAGUGGACGAGAUUAUUGCAACCCCUCUUAUUAGUUCGAGUAAAGAGGAUAACGUGGUUUGGGAGGAGGAAAGGAAUGGAUGCUAUUCAGUUAAAUCUGGUUACAAUCUAGCCAUGAGAUGUAUUAUCCGAAGCGAUAGACACCAUGUAGAGGGCAAUUGGAAUGAUAUUUGGAAAGCUCAAUCUCCUCACAAAACGCGUCACUUACUAUGGAGGUUGUGUAGGGGGUGUCUACCAACGCGAACCCGCUUGAGACAACGUAAUGUACAAUGUGAGCUAAGCUGUCCUGUGUGCAAUGUUGAGGUCGAAGAUGAUAUUCAUGUGUUUUUUGGAUGCGUAGCAACUCGCGAAUGUUGGUCAGUCGCAGGCCUGUCACAGGUGCUGCAUAAUACAGCUUACCAGUAUGGGGCUGUCGUAGAAAGGGUAUUUCGAAUGUGCAGAAAUGAGGACAGUGCAAUGAUAGUGUUGGAGUAA